AUGGCUGAAGAAGAGUUCGGCAAAUUUCAAACAAAAUUACCUAUCGAUAAGGAUUGGGUUGAAGAAGAAGGCACAAAAUCGGGUUACGAAGAAUAUAGCGUUGAAGAAAGUGAAUCAGAGAAAUUUUCGAGAACAAGUUCUGCAACGUCAGGUCCCGAUUCUCAACAGCAAUCUGUAGAUAUGACAAUAAAUCCGAUCCAAAAUAUCUUGCCAUUUGAUGCAACCGAUAACAUGACAUUGGAUGAUAAAAAUGUUCUCACUAAAGAUAUGGAACAUGAAAUGGAUAUAACUAAUGAUAGAAUUUCCUUUGACGACGAUUCCAUUCCAGCACAUCUUCUGACUUUAUCACCAUCUGCCGACAUUACUUCUAAGAUUUUUGAUAAGACAGAAAAAAAUCUGUUAUCAGUGGAAAAAAUGGAACAUAUCAACACAAAUGUUAUUAGCAAUGUUGAACAAGAAAUGGAUGCUCAAAAAGUUGCCAUAAACAAAGAGUCGGAAUUUAAAUUAACUCGAGAUGAACUGGAACAUAUAGCACAUGUUUCGUACAUGGCUGAAGAAGAGUUCGGCAAAUUUCAAACAAAAUUACCUAUCGAUAAGGAUUGGGUUGAAGAAGAAGGCACAAAAUCGGGUUACGAAGAAUAUAGCGUUGAAGAAAGUGAAUCAGAGAAAUUUUCGAGAACAAGUUCUGCAACGUCAGGUCCCGAUUCUCAACAGCAAUCUGUAGAUAUGACAAUAAAUCCGAUCCAAAAUAUCUUGCCAUUUGAUGCAACCGAUAACAUGACAUUGGAUGAUAAAAAUGUUCUCACUAAAGAUAUGGAACAUGAAAUGGAUAUAACUAAUGAUAGAAUUUCCUUUGACGACGAUUCCAUUCCAGCACAUCUUCUGACUUUGUCACCAUCUGCCGACAUUACUUCUAAGAUUUUUGAUAAGACAGAAAAAAAUCUGUCAUCAGUGGAAAAAAUGGAACAUAUCAACACAAAUGUUAUUAGCAAUGUUGAACAAGAAAUGGAUGCUCAAAAAGUUGCCAUAAACAAAGAGUCGGAAUUUAAAUUAACUCGAGAUGAACUGGAACAUAUAGCACAUGUUUCGUACAUGGCUGAAGAAGAGUUCGGCAAAUUUCAAACAAAAUUACCUAUCGAUAAGGAUUGGGUUGAAGAAGAAGGCACAAAAUCGGGUUACGAAGAAUAUAGCGUUGAAGAAAGUGAAUCAGAGAAAUUUUCGAGAACAAGUUCUGCAACGUCAGGUCCCGAUUCUCAACAGCAAUCUGUAGAUAUGACAAUAAAUCCGAUCCAAAAUAUCUUGCCAUUUGAUGCAACCGAUAACAUGACAUUGGAUGAUAAAAAUGUUCUCACUAAAGAUAUGGAACAUGAAAUGGAUAUAACUAAUGAUAGAAUUUCCUUUGACGACGAUUCCAUUCCAGCACAUCUUCUGACUUUAUCAUCUGCCGAAUAUUCUAAGAUUUUUUGA
Messenger RNA from Brugia pahangi, 1467 nucleotides. The record is from the annotation of a GenBank genome assembly. Lineage: Eukaryota; Metazoa; Nematoda; Chromadorea; Rhabditida; Onchocercidae.